Molecule: messenger RNA, 3798 nt
Organism: Chinchilla lanigera (long-tailed chinchilla)
Lineage: Eukaryota; Metazoa; Chordata; Mammalia; Rodentia; Chinchillidae
Gene: Rprd1b
Product: regulation of nuclear pre-mRNA domain containing 1B
Exons: 7
Coding region: 416-1396 (326 amino acids)
Biological process (GO): mRNA 3'-end processing
Cellular component (GO): RNA polymerase II, holoenzyme
Molecular function (GO): RNA polymerase II C-terminal domain binding
Source: RefSeq, a predicted model, not a curated record
CAUUGCGCCGGCGUGCCGGCAGGAGCGGUCAAAGCGCCUUCCGGGCCUGAGAAACUGAGGUCUUUCCUUCUGUCUCGCUCUGUCGAAGUGCUCCAAGCGAGGGUCAGAGAGGCCACCACUUACAAAGCGGCGUUUUUCUGCAGCUCCGACGCCUCUUGGUGCCCGGCUACUCCGGCUCUUGCCCUUUGACCUCGCUCCCGCGGCGGGGUGAGAGGUCGGUGGCCAUCUUGUGGCGGAGACGCGGGCGGCUGUUACUGCAGCGACCCAUCCCCUCCCCCGCCUUGCACUUCUGGCGAUCUGUCAGUUGGUAAAGAGUCCCGCAGUCUGUCAGGUGAGGCCCAGGGCUUGUGCGGUCGCUCUCCUUAUUACCCUGGGCGGCCCAGGCCGCUCCUUGCCGGGCCUCUCCGCCGCCACUAUGUCCUCCUUCUCCGAGUCGGCGCUGGAGAAGAAGCUCUCGGAGCUGAGCAACUCUCAGCAGAGCGUGCAGACUCUUUCCCUGUGGCUCAUCCACCACCGCAAGCACGCAGGACCCAUCGUCUCUGUGUGGCACCGCGAGCUCCGCAAAGCUAAAUCAAAUAGAAAGCUUACUUUUCUGUACUUAGCAAAUGAUGUGAUCCAAAACAGUAAGAGGAAAGGACCUGAAUUCACUAGAGAAUUUGAAUCUGUCCUUGUGGAUGCCUUUUCUCAUGUUGCCAGAGAGGCAGAUGAAGGCUGUAAAAAACCUUUAGAAAGAUUGCUGAACAUCUGGCAAGAAAGAAGUGUGUAUGGCGGCGAGUUCAUACAGCAGCUGAAGCUGUCUAUGGAGGACUCCAAGAGCCCUCCCCCCAAAGCAACAGAGGAGAAGAAAUCUCUGAAGCGAACUUUUCAGCAAAUACAGGAGGAGGAGGAUGAUGACUACCCGGGAAGCUACUCUCCCCAGGAUCCUUCUGCAGGACCCCUCUUGACUGAAGAACUAAUUAAAGCUUUGCAGGAUCUUGAAAAUGCUGCAUCAGGGGAUGCAACUGUUCGACAGAAAAUUGCCUCUCUGCCUCAAGAAGUGCAAGAUGUUUCUCUAUUGGAAAAAAUAACAGACAAAGAGGCAGCUGAACGUCUUUCAAAAACAGUAGAUGAAGCAUGUCUGUUACUAGCAGAAUAUAACGGACGCCUGGCAGCAGAACUGGAAGAUCGGCGCCAGCUGGCUCGGAUGUUGGUGGAGUACACCCAGAACCAGAAGGAUGUUUUGUCAGAAAAGGAGAAAAAACUAGAAGAAUAUAAACAGAAGCUUGCGCGGGUAACCCAGGUCCGCAAGGAACUGAAGUCCCAUAUUCAGAGCUUACCAGACCUCUCAUUGCUGCCCAAUGUCACAGGGGGCUUGGCCCCUCUGCCUUCUGCCGGUGACCUCUUUUCAACUGAUUAGGACAGUUGUUAUGCUCCAGAUUCCAAUCUGUGCCAGAAAGAAGAAGGCAAGUCAUGGUUGCAGAUAACCCUCUGGCCCCUGGUUUUCUCUCUCUUCUGCCUGGCCCCCCACCACCAGAAAGAGCUGCACAGACUCUGAUACGCAGUUCUCUCCAGCCCUUCAUCUCGAGCACAGUUCAGAGCAGUGGCUAUGGAACCCAGUUUAGAUUCAUACUUGCAAAAAUACAGACUCUUUCUCCCACUUCAUGUGUUCAUGCCCCUGUUGGUUUUCCAUUCUUAGCUCUCUGUUAUACCCAAGAAGUUAUGAAAAUAAUGGGUACUUCUGGAAGCUUUCAGAAGAAUCUUGUCCCUGUGACAGCAUGUAUCAUGGAAACAGCACCUCCUUUCUGAGCUGGACUUGUCUGAGUUAGGCUCCCACUAAGGGCCUUGCUGUGCAGACAUUGGCUUUCAAGUCUGCCACCUGCCCCAAAAGGUUGGUGGCAUAGCUGUUGGGCAGCUUUGCCAUAAAAAGUUUGCCAAAUUGUUGGCCCUUUCCUAUCAUUACUUCUACUAGCAACGUAUAGUCAAGGCUGAGUGUGUUUAUUAUGAACAACUAAAGAAUCGAGCAGUGCGAUUCAUAGCUGACAUGGGACAUAGAGUAACAGGUCAGAGACAAGAAUAAUAGUGGUCACAAGCAAGUAACUUGCUUGGUUCCUGUAAUAGCCUUCCUCAGGCUGCAUUUCUCAAGGGCCCCCCCAGUUGUCAUAGAGUAAGUUUCUAAAAACUGGUGGUUGUUAAGGACAGCAUGGUGUCCCCAAACGGUGAAGGCUCCACACAGGUGUGCUGAGUCUGGUUCUGCAUGGCUGUGGCUGAGCGUUAGAGCAGGCACACUGUCAUCAGUCCACCAUGUGGGCAUACAUAUGUCCACAGUGUGGUGACUGAGCUUGGCUAUCUCCUGCAGACAGGACACCAAACGCGUCCAUCUGUCAGUUCACACCACUGAAUGUACUGUAUUCCCGCAUGAGGAAGAGGAAGGGUAUUUGUAUCAGGUGUUACUGAAACAGCUGGCAGGGGAUGAGGAAAGUGGGAGGUAUUAGUUUGGGGUUUUAAUUCCAUUAUCAUGCCAUCUGACAUGAUAACUAAAUAAUGUAGUUAGAGAGAAUUUUUAUCUUGCGUAUAAUAAAGGGUAAGACUGCUAACUGUAAAUCAUUCUGAUUUGGCAGGUGAAUUUUUGACAUUGGAAAGGGCAGAAAACAAUUUUCCCCAAUAGUGUGAUAGGAAUGAUAGCCCCAAGGCUGAAAUUCAGAAGCUAUGAAAAGGAAUUCAGUGGAAGGGGCUUGAAAAUUCAUUGUUUUGAGUUGCUACUUUCAAGAUCACCAAAAGUCACAUGUUCUUUUACAUGUUAAAGCAUAACCUGUGUUUUAUGAAGUAUGACAGGCUUCCCUUCCCGAAGCUCUCUUGCCUGCUGUGACGUGAGAACAAGGGAGAGUUGUAACAGGUACUUGGUUUAACUCUGUAGAACCCAGUAGUGUUGAAGCUGCUUUUCAGAUUUGCUUCUGUGUGCUGUUUGCUUAUAGACACUGCCUGUUCUGUCACUGUUAAAUUAAUGAGCCUAUAAAGUUUUCCUCCCAGAGGCAAUCAGUGACUUCACUGAAAUUGCAAGAUAACUUUUAGUCUUUGCUGUUUGUACACAGCCCCUUCCCCAUAUGAUGUGCUGCUUUAAUCUCCCAUAUAUGGGCCUAUUCCCGAACAGACCCGCCUGGGACAGUGCUUUCACCAAGGAGGCAGAAUUUUACCAGCCAUAAACCAGCCAGAAGACUGAUAUUUGCUCUGUUCAGCUAGGUGAAACUAUUACAACAGAAUGGAUUUAGCACACUACUAUGUUUUAUGUCUUUGACCAGCAACUGGUGCGUAAUCAUUACAGCAAGAGCAAGAAAUGAACCUGUAGCAAUUAUGUAAAUGAAUGUGUUGGGUUCUUAACACCUGUUACUAGUGGACUUCCAGUGAGGAAGUUAGUUUUGUUUUGUUUUAAUGAAAUGCUUUUGUUGUUUAAAUCUUAUUUCUCCUUCCCUUGACCUCCCUUUAAAGUGUGCUUUACUUCCCUUGUUUAAUUUAAAUGAUCCUUUCUCCUUGUCUGUGAGAGCCGAUCUGGCAGAGUGGGAUGGGUGGCUUUUGGUUUUGUGUUGUUUCACCUUAGGGCAUCUGUAGGCCUUAAAGGACCUCUCCUUUAGGUCAUAUUCCUCAGAAAGUCUUCAAUCUUCCUUUGUUUUUGUUUUGUUUUUCUUAAAGAAUAUUUUUAAAGCUUAAAUUUGUAUAUUAAUUUAGGACUUUAUUUAGAAGUAUAGGCUGCCAUUGGUGGCAGCAGUAUAUUCUGAAAUGUCUCAUAGAUAUCUAUUUUUGAAUAAAGAUGGUGUUGUUGAACAA